Molecule: messenger RNA, 2391 nt
Organism: Magnolia sinica
Lineage: Eukaryota; Viridiplantae; Streptophyta; Magnoliopsida; Magnoliales; Magnoliaceae
Product: putative receptor protein kinase ZmPK1
Exons: 1
Coding region: 1-2391 (796 amino acids)
Biological process (GO): protein phosphorylation; recognition of pollen
Molecular function (GO): ATP binding; protein serine/threonine kinase activity
Source: RefSeq, a predicted model, not a curated record
AUGCAUCAUCCACAGCCCCUACAAAGCUUCUACAUCUUCUUCUUCUUUACCUACGCCGCUCUUCCAUCCCUCUCUUCCUCUAUUCAAAGCUUGAGCCGUGGAUCAUCGAUCUCUGUGGAGAGACCCGACAAUGUUCUUGUUUCACCAGAUGGCACCUUCUCUGCCGGAUUCCACAGGAUCGGUGACAACGCUUAUUUCUUCGCAAUAUGGUUCAACCAAUCAACCAUUUUCACACCCGUUUGGAUGGCUAAUCGUGACCAUCCGGUUAAUGGAAGACGGUCUGCUUUUUCUCUACAGGGAGAUGGAAAUCUCAUCUUAACAGAUGGCGGGCGGUCUACCAUUUGGACCACAAACACUGCGUCGACUUCCUUGGUGCAAUUACGCCUCGAGAACACAGGAAAUCUCGUCCUACAAAACUAUGAAGAAAAUGGUACGCUCUGGCAAAGCUUUGAUUUCCCAACGGAUACUCUCCUUCCUCAACAACCACUCACCAAGAACUCCAAGCUUAUUUCGUCUAGAAGCCAAACUAACUACUCUUCUGGUUUUUACUCUCUCUACUUCGAUAAUGACAACAUUCUACGCCUACUAUACAACGGUCCCAGUAUAUCAAGCGUGUAUUGGCCAGACCCUGGGUUCGUUAGCUGGGAAGUUCAACGAACGACCUACAACAAUAGUAGAAUUGCUAUCUUCGAUCCUUUCGGCCAAUUCCAUUCCUCUGAUGACUUGAAAUUCAUUAGUUCGGAUUUUGGGUUGGGUCCCAAAAGAAGGCUAACCAUGGAUUUCGAUGGGAAUGUUCGGCUCUACAGCUUAAAUGAUAAGAAAGGGAGUUGGGCAGUUUCAUGGCUAGCCAUCAGAAGAUCAUGCACCAUCCAUGGCCUAUGCGGGCCUAACGGGAUCUGUGUCCACACACCUGAAAGGAGAUGCACAUGUCCACCUGGAUUCAAGGUGAAAGACCCCGCUGACUGGUCGCAGGGUUGUGAGCCCACCUUUGAUCUCUCCUGCGACGCUAAAGCUUCAUCAUAUAUCAGUGUCCCUAACGUCGAUUUCUAUGGCUAUGAUAUCAACUACACUGAGAAAUUAACGCUGGAAGCUUGCAAGUACUUAUGCUUGCAGUUGUGUUCUUGUAAAGCUUUCAUGUACCACAUGGACGGGCUAGGCCGGUGUUACCCGAAGACGUUGUUGCUCAAUGGCUUCCAGGAGUUGUCUUUCUCAGGGACCAUGUACAUCAAAGUGCCGAAAAACAGGACCAUCUCCAAAGAAUACUUCACAGAUGGAAUCAAAUUGAACUGUCCACUGAAAGCCCAUGUCGAAUUGCCCAGAGCAUACGAAACAAAGCAAGAGAAUGCCUUUAUUAAAUACCUCUUGUUGUUUGUCUCUGCAGCCGGUGGAGCCGAGCUAGUCUGCAUACUCAUAGGGUGGUGGUUCAUGUUCAUGAAUAACAAUGACUCAAAUGCCAUUGAACAAGGGUACCUCGUCGCCGCGACUGGAUUCAAGAAAUUCAGUUAUGCUGAACUAAAGAAGGCCACCGGGAAUUUCAGUGAAGAGAUAGGAAGAGGAGGAGCGGGAGUUGUAUACAAAGGAGUGUUGUCGGAUCAACGGGUAGUGGCCAUCAAGCGGCUGGAAGGAAUCAAUCAAGGGGAAGCAGAAUUUCUUGCUGAGGUGAGUACUAUUGGCCGGAUCAAUCACAUGAACUUGAUACAGAUGUGGGGUUUUUGCGCCGAAGGGAAACACAGGCUUUUGGUGUAUGAAUACAUAGAGCAUGGAUCCUUAGAUGACAAUCUCUUCUCCAAUUCUCUUGAUUGGGAGAAGCGGUUCGAGAUCGCCAUAGGGACUGCAAAAGGCCUAGGUUAUCUGCAUGAGGAGUGCCUUGAGUGGGUUCUGCAUUGUGACAUUAAACCGCAGAACAUACUAUUAGACAGUGACUACAUGCCAAAGGUGGCUGAUUUCGGCUUGUCUAAGUUAUUGGAUCGACGCGGGCUAGAUAGAUCGAGCUUCUCAACGGUCAGAGGAACGAGAGGCUACAUGGCUCCUGAAUGGAUCUUGAAUCUUCCAAUCACGUCCAAGGUGGAUGUGUACAGCUAUGGGAUUGUUGUGUUGGAGAUGGUGACUGGAAAGAGACCGACCGGAUUUCAUGUCAUCAAUGGAGGGGAAGGAGAUGGACGGUUGGUACCAUGGGUGAGGGAUGUGAUGAAUGGUAGGGCCAUUUCCAAGCAACGUAGGAUUGAAGAAAUCAUGGAUCCAAGGAUUGAUAGUGGGUAUGAUUUGGUUAAGAUGGAACUUCUUGUUAGAGUGGCUUUGCAAUGUGUGGAGGAGGAAAGAGAUGCGAGGCCCACCAUGAGCCAAGUUGCAGAAAUGCUCCUUGGUCAUGAAAAUAACCAGGAAGGACUUUAA